Molecule: messenger RNA, 5640 nt
Organism: Lutzomyia longipalpis
Lineage: Eukaryota; Metazoa; Arthropoda; Insecta; Diptera; Psychodidae
Gene: alpha-Catr
Product: alpha-catulin
Exons: 8
Coding region: 71-2548 (825 amino acids)
Biological process (GO): cell adhesion; Rho protein signal transduction
Molecular function (GO): actin filament binding; cadherin binding
Source: RefSeq, a predicted model, not a curated record
GUGAUCACUUGAUCAUCCAUUAUUCUGUGUGUGUGGAGAUCGACUUCGGCUCCACACAGUUUUCAUCGCGAUGGCGACCAAGAAGAGCCAAGAGCUCGUGAUAAAAGUGAAAUCAAUUGAAAGGACCCUCCUGCCGCUCAUAAAACAGGUGUCAACGCUGGUGCAGCAUAGGUCAGAAAGAUCGCCCUCGGUGAGCUCAGAACGCACCCUCCGGGCGAUCGGUCGGGUGGGUCAGGCUGUGAACCUCGCUGUGGAGAGAUUCGUGACCGUGGGUGAGACAAUCGCUGACGACAAUCCGGAAAUUAAGCAAGACAUGUACGAAGCAUGCAAGGAAGCUCGCGCUGCAGGUUCCUCAAUUGAACGACUGUGCGAAAUUACAGCAACAGAUCCACUCGGAUACCCACCUCCGGAUGGACCUCUUAGUGACCGAAGUGCCAUGAUUAGGGCCGCCAGGGCCCUCUUAAGUUCCGUAACGAGAGUUCUUCUGCUAGCUGAUAUUGUUGUGGUGAAGCAGCUACUUCUGGCCAAGGAUCGUGUUGCCAGGUCUCUGUGUCGGAUGGAGCAAGUGGCUAAUUUUACUGAAUUCGUUAAAGCCUUUUCCGUUUUUGGCGCCGAAAUGGUGGAACUCGCUCAUGUGACAGGUGAUAGACAAGCAGACUUGAAGGAGGAACGACGGAGAGCCCAAAUGGCUGCAGCUCGUCAAGUACUGGAACGAUCAACGAUGAUGCUGCUGACAUCAUCCAAGACAUGCCUUCGUCACCCAGAGUGCCCAGACUCUCGUGAAAAUCGCGAUACUGUCUUCUGCCAGAUGCGCCGAGCCAUGGAUCUCAUACACUACGUGGUGAAGGAUGGUGUACUGGAGACGGUAGCUGAGCGCCUAUCACCCCGUGGAGGUGGUCAGGUGGAUUGGGAUUCAGAGCGUGCAUCCGCCUUUACGAGUCUCAAGCACUUUUCGCGCCUUGUUGAACUAUCGCGACCUCAGGUGACCGAGACGACGCCCAAAGUAAUUGGGAAUAGUGAAAUUGUCGAAGAAGCACCAGCCCCACGUGAACUGACCCGUAGUAGUAGUGUUCGUGAUCGGCGUAUUGAUGGGCAGAGAACGAAGAAUAGGACGUAUGCCAGCCUCGAGCGGGAACUCCUACCACCGGCUAGUCGAAGUGCUGAAGCAGCCAUGCUUGGUCUCUCAUCGGUUCUUGUUCCUGAAACGCGCGAUCAACUGCUGGCGGCUCUCGAUAAAGUCGUCGAGAAGACGCAGGAUUUUACGGAUUCUGCCUACACAACACAUGAGCAUCGUGAAAAUAUCCUCCUACUGUGCGAUCGUGCCAAACUUGAAUUGAAUCAGUUACUAAGAAUAGCCGUGAAUACUGAACCCUUCAUUAGUAAUACAACGGAGAUUGAUGGGGCAAUUGAGAGUGUUCAGAGUGCCGGGCAGGAUCUUAGUCAGCAACUCGUACUCGCUGUAAGUGAUCAGGUCACGGAACUGGCGCACGUGAUCAAGGCGGGCAUCGAUGUUGUCAACUCCCUCAGGAAUAUUGCCUUAAAUCAGGAGCUUGAUCGAUUACAGGAAUGCGCUGAUCGCUUCCAUGACUACAUUGAUCAUAUCCUGGAAGUUUGCAAACUACUGCGUCAUAUUGCUUUAUCAGAAACACUGCAAGUACAGGCUAAGUUUAUGGAGAUAAAUCUGAAGAUCUAUGCACCGCAGGUGAUCACAGCAGCAAGGGCUCUAUCGGCGCAUCCCACAAGUAAGAUUGCAAAGGAAAAUCUCGAAGUUUUCGUUGAUAUGUGGCAGUGGUUGGCGAGUGAUGUGUCAACAGUAUCGAAGGAGAUCAUCGAAAUGGCUCAAGCUCAAACGAAACCUGAUAAAACGGAGUACCUCAGUUUACCGCGACCUGGAAAACACGGAACAACAUCGAAGCCACUAAAACCAACGAGACUCGAUCAGGAGGAGCAGGAGAAGAUCGCAAAAGCCGGGCUGGAGAUGAAGAUGCUGACGAAUGAGAUGGACGCCGAGACGGAUAAGUGGAAUGGGGCAAGUGAUGAGAACAAUGAUAUCGUUAAGAGGGCCAAGAAUAUGUCAUCAAUGGCCUUCUCAAUGUACCAAUUCACAAAAGGGGAGGGAACAUUGAGGACCACACAGGAUCUUUUUACGCAGGCUGAAUACUUUGCCGAGGAAGCAAAUCGUCUUUACAAAGUUGUUCGGCAAUUUUCAUAUCAGGUUCCCGCUGGGCAGCCGAAGAAGGAACUGCUGGAGAAUGUGGAUAAAGUACCAACAUUUGUGCAGACACUGCAAUUCACUGUAAAGGACCCAACUGUUGGGAAGGCAGCUACCUUCGUUAAAGUGGACCACGUCAUCCAAGAGACCAAGAAUCUCAUGAACGUCAUCAAUAAAGUCGUCACCACGUGCUUUGACUGUGCCAAUAAGUACAAGCUGGACUUUAGUGGAUUAUCGGGUAGAGCUGCAGCUGGUACUUCGAGGGAUGAUGAGGGCGGAUCAGGAGGUGUUGGUGAUUCCAAGGGAGCCACGACAAGCACUGAGGGGGGCAUGUGACAGUACGGGAUGGCUCGAAGAGCCAAAGGAGACGCAAGGCGGACACGUGUGUCCUUUCUUCUUUUCUAAAGCUUAAAAGAAAAGUCAAGAAAGCAACACAAAUUUCCGCAGGGAAUUAGAGCUUCAAGAAGAUAAUUUUCUGUGCAACAGGAAAAGCUCCUUUUUGAUGGGAAAAAUUCUCAGAAAAGAUACAGAAGGAUUGUUUUCAUUUGCGAAAACACGGCAUGAAAAGAUAUAUCGAAGAAGAAAAAAAUAUUUUUAGAUCUGAUAUCAAGCAAAAGAGGUGAACAUUUCGAAGUUGAAAUUCUUCAAAUGGAACUGACUUACGAUAAUAAGAAAUUAGUACAAUAACCCAAUUAAGGAGUUUUCAAGUGAUGACGUAAAAAAAUGCAAAAUCGAAUCACAUUUUAAAUGAAAUUUUAUUAAUAAAUCUCAUUUUAAACGAUAAUUCAUCCUUCAGCGAAGAAGUUUUUAAUUAAUUGUUCAUUUUCUUUUUUUAAAAGAAAUAAAUUUUAAGCUUCUUUUUAACAAGAAAUGAAAAAAAAUAUAUAUAGCACGGGUAGUCUUCCAAUCGUGUACAUUAAGUCAGCGAAUCGAAGAAAGAGAAUUCUUUUGCUUUUCAUUAAAAUCUGUUCUUUAAAUUCUUUAAUUAGAUUUUAUCUAAACAAUGUGCCAAAGAAAAAAAAAUUGAAUAGAAAGUUGGUGCGAAGAACAAUCAGUCUGCUAUUAAAUUUUAUUAAAUUCUUUACUUUAAUUAAUUAAAUUCAUCUAUGAGGAUCUUACAAAGUAUAUCCAAUACAAAUAAAAGUCUUAAUAAUAUACUUAAUUUUCUUAAACUCAAAGGAGAGAUACGCGCAAGAUUAGGCAAGAAAUUUCAUUGAAAAUUUACUAAAAUAUUCAUUUAUUUCUCUCUUCUAUCCUUUAAUUUUAAGGAAUUGUGGAGAAAUAAACGCCUUUAUUUGUCUUGUGAAUUUUGUAAGAUUCUUUCUCAGUAAGACACUCAGAAAAAUCAAAAGAUUGUGAAUUUUAACCCUUUCGCGUCCACAUGAAAUAUUGAAAUAUUCGAUUUAUUUAUCACUAUAUUUAUUCUGUUAAUAUUCUCAGAGAACAUUUCUCAGCUCAAACGUCUUUUAGUCUCAUUUACGUAAAUUAAUUAAACUCAUUUCUAAUUUGGAAAAAUAAUAAAAUUCAUUACAAUUCGGGAGAAUUGAACGCGAAAGGAUUAAUACAAAUUUCAGCAUAACUUACAGUCAAAGAAUAAUUUUAAACCGGACGUAGAAAUAACAUUACAUAACCUCAAACUUUUUGCAAAAAUCCAUUAAAUAUGACAUGGCCACUGUGACCACUUUUGUCCACUAUGGACAAUUUCGACUUUGGCUGCGAUUAUUGAAUUCUCGGAACCCUCAGAAGUUAUUCAUUCAUUGAAAAAUAAUUGAUAAAUACUCAUACCAAGAAAAACUCAUUGAGGAUAGUGAAAGAAGCACCUAACUCCAAUACUUCAGUGAAAAGGCAAAUAGAUUUAUACAAUUUUAUCUAUUUUUGUUGUAUCAAGGUUUAUGUAAUUUUCUACAUAUCCACUAUCGCUAUGUGAGCUGUAAUUUUUCUGAGUACUCCACUGAGGAAGAUUUUCCUGGAAAAUCAAUCUAAAAUUAAAUGAUUCUCCGCAUUGUAGGAAAGCACCGAGAAUUUCCGCUUUAACUGACAGCAUCUUAUCAAUUUUGCAUCUUUUCUUUUUUUCUUCUUAAGAACUUUUAAUUUAUUAUCACAAGCAUGAGGAAAUUGCAUUUUCUCAUUCAGGUUGUAUAUCGUAUAAUAGGAUGGAAUUUAGUAGGUACAGUUAACGAGGAAAUAGGGUGUUUGGUAAAUACACAAUGUAGAAAAAAAUCAAAGAGGAAAUUAUAUAUAAUGUAUUUUCUCUCGUAGUUCGUUAAAAAAGCAACUAUUAAAUGAAGCAAGAAGAUAGGAUGUAAGAUAAGAAAUUUUUCCUAGAUGUUAUUUUAAAAAAAAUGUGAAGAGAAAAAAGUGAAAUUUAGAACAUAGUUUGAUAUAUUCAUUAUAUACAGGGUGACAUGUUGGUAGACGUUAUAUGGAAAAUUGAAAGAAAAAAAAUAUUACAGUGGUAGACAUAAUAGAAAUUAUAUAUUUGAUGAAUAAUAUUAAUGUUGUCUGUUGUGAAAAAUAAAAUCAUGCAUUGGAAUGGGAGUGUGAAGGGUGUGGAGUAUAGGAAGGACGUGAGUGUUAAAGGUUUUUUGAGAUAUAAUAUUAUAAAAAAAAAUCAUUCGAUUAAAUGUGACACGAAAUCUUCUUAUGAAAUCAUUUUGAACGUUUAGUCAUGAUAAUGAUGAUAAAGGAGAUUAUUUAUCUUCUUUUUUCAUCUCAAUAUCAAAUUACGAUGCAUAUAAAAAUAUAUAUUACUAAAAAGAAAAAAAUGUGAGAACAAAAAACUAUAUAUCGACGUAGAAACGUAUGUACCGUGAGAAAAAAUAAAUAAAAGAAAAAAUUUAUAUACUCAAGUUAGCUUUUAUACUUGUACAUAAAGAAGAAACAAAAUAUUUAGUGAAACAAAUUAUUGUAUGACGAAGAUAUUUAAUAUUUUCUAUAUAUAAACAAUAUAAUUAUAUGAUAUUUAAAAAAAAUGAAUGUGUGUAUGAAUUUAUAGAAAAUAUUUUUUCUCAUUUUCUUUCAAUGUAACUUUUUCUCAAUAUUCAUCAUCAAAAAAACAAAGUUUAUUCUCUUGAAAAGUCUUUAAAUGUUCUCCAAAGAAAAAUUAUUCAAGUCAAAUUCAAUGUUUUUAGGAAUGAAUUUUCUUUUAUUGUUCAAUUUUCUCAAUUUAUCAAAAACAAACCCAAAACAGUAUCAAGAUGGUCAAGAAGAGAAAAUAAAAUGAAAGGAAUUACUAAAAAAAGAGAGUUUAAUGUAAAUAACUUUUUUGCAGAAAGUUCAAUUCAAAAAAAAAUGUUUAAGCGUAAAAAAAGGUUAUAUCUACCUAUUUCAAAAAACUGAAAAACAAAAUAGUUUAAAAAAUAGUUGCAGAAGAAUGAGUGAGUGUUGUGACAUAAUGGAAAAAAAAUAAAAUCAUGCAAAUGAACCUA